AUGCCCCAUAGUAUUAAGCUGAGGUUAUCUCUGGCAACUCCACCCCAGAAAAAAGAGCUGAAGAAGCCUGCUGGUCAUGGCAGAACAGUAACCCCAUGCACACCUCUCAAUGGUGUUGAAGACAAGUCCAAAAAAGAGAACAGAGUGACCAACAGGUGGAAAAAGCAUGGUAUUCUUGUACUAUGGAAAAAGCAGCCUCAGCUCACUGAUGAGCUGCUCACUCUUGUCAAGAGUAAUAUGAAGUGGAUGGUGGCUUUUGGCUUUGACAAGUCAUCUGCUAGCAACAAACCUGGCACACCAUUUGGACCAGCAGAUCUAAAAAAGCUGACAGAAGCUGUGAAAAAUCAUAUUUCAAGCCUUCACACAACUUACAAUGACUACUUCAAGCAGCUUGGUGAGACUGGGCAUGGUCUCAUUGUUUCAGACCAUGAACAUGAAAUUACACCUGUGUCUGAGAUCACAAAUGCCUAUGAUCUCAUUAAAGUGAAGUUUCUAUGGUAUCAAUGGAUGCAUGAGCUUUCAGGCACUAGCCCCAUAGCUAGUCAUGUAGCCAUAUCCAACAGUACUUCAUCUCUUGACCUCCCUGUUCUUGACAGAUUUGAGAAUGAUGCUGAUGUCUUUGAUGAAGGUGGAGACAUCACUGAGAGUGCUCCCCAUGACUCAUCACCAUUGAACAACUCCCAUCUUGGGUCUCCUGGGUUUGAUACUGAAUGGCCACCUAGCAAGGGGGAGGUGACUGCCCCAUUGUCCAUUCCUGAGCCCAAGGUGAAGCUCACAGUGAAACAUCCUGCAUCACCUUGCACAGACCACUCUUCAGUCAAGAGGAAAAAGACCCCACAGGAGCUUGCAUGUGAGAUUGUGGAAGGUGAGCAUGCAGCUCAACUGCAGAUGAGUCUCAAUAGUGCAAAGGAGAUGACUGGAUGGGGGCAUAUCAAGAGGGAAGCUGCAUGA
Messenger RNA from Pisolithus orientalis, 951 nucleotides. RefSeq lists its product as uncharacterized. NCBI's taxonomy places the organism in Eukaryota, Fungi, Basidiomycota, Agaricomycetes, Boletales, Pisolithaceae. Bases 1 to 951 code for a protein of 316 amino acids. The record is from RefSeq and is a predicted model, not a curated record. The transcript is spliced from 6 exons.